AUGUUCAAACGGUCCUCUAUUGAUUCUCGUCACUCUGACAGUCAAAUUGAAAUGACGACUACUCCAGCUUUCAAAUUCAUGAAGCUACCGUAUCUGGCUCGUCGACAGGUUGUGAGUGUGAUGACAACUAAUGAGCAAAUCAACUACUCCCUGCUCUCCCGGAACUCAAAGCGUCUGGUCCAAUGCGUCACCAAGACACCCGACUACUUCGAGGCAACAAUUCAAGGCCAAAUCAUCUGUCUAGACACAAAUCUAGAGGAUAUGAAACAUCUGAAACUAGUGUUCCUCCCAGAAUUGAGACUAGGCACUUGUCAAGUGCCAGUGGCCCCACUGGUCGUGAAAUCAGCCAUCAGUUGCAGAGGAUGUGAGUUGGAGAAGGCGGAGUUUAGUACAAGGGAUUGGAUUGACCAUCUGGUAGAUAUAUUCCAUUGUAAGACACUCAAAUUGAUAUUCGAUCAGGGAUCCGCUUAUUAUGAUUUGGUAUCGAUAAGGGAUCUAUUUCAAGGAUUCGAUAUUAUUGGGCUAGCCAUCCAGGACACAAAUAGAGAACAUGCUCUAAAAAUCCUCCGAAUGUUUAAGCCAGUACGUCAGUUGUCAAUUAUCCGGGUCCAAUUUGAAAGGAAAGAUAUGGAGCACAUGCGCGGUGUCGUUUUUCAAAAGUACGAUUAUUUCAAACUAGCCGGAUCUUUUACUGUUGACAUGGGUACGAUAAUGAACAUGGACUGCGCCAUUCUAGAGAUAUGGAGAUCCAACAUGUCUACAAUGGAUCUAAAUGCAUUUAUUAGAAGAUGGAUGGCUGGGAACAUCAAAUGUUGGAAUCUGGAGACACUAACCAUCACGAUUUUACGAGCCAACCUUCCCGUCAACUACCAGCAGCAAAUAUUCCAUGAAAUCCGGCAUUCAGUGGUGAGAAAAGAUCGGUAUAAGGAGUUCCGCAUGCCGAUCGAUACGGUUUUAUGGAAGAAUGUGGCCGAAAUUGUUGGACAAUAUGAGAUAGAGGGGGAGAACGAGAGGAAGGCGACGAUUCAGUUGGAUGUGCAGGGAUUAGAUUUUAGAUUCAAGUUUGUGGUGGGACAGUGA
Molecule: messenger RNA, 1080 nt
Organism: Caenorhabditis remanei
Lineage: Eukaryota; Metazoa; Nematoda; Chromadorea; Rhabditida; Rhabditidae
Exons: 2
Coding region: 1-1080 (359 amino acids)
Source: RefSeq, a predicted model, not a curated record